This is a messenger RNA of Oncorhynchus nerka (sockeye salmon), 4763 nucleotides long. RefSeq names its product S-adenosylmethionine synthase-like. Bases 172 to 1338 code for a protein of 388 amino acids. The transcript is spliced from 9 exons. Gene Ontology annotation, molecular function: ATP binding; methionine adenosyltransferase activity. The record is from RefSeq and is a predicted model, not a curated record. Lineage: Eukaryota; Metazoa; Chordata; Actinopteri; Salmoniformes; Salmonidae. Gene Ontology annotation, biological process: S-adenosylmethionine biosynthetic process. Gene Ontology annotation, cellular component: cytosol.
GAUAGUCCAGGAGUUCUGUUGGAUAGACAGUCAAUUGGCAGCAACCCUCUCGCUCUCUUUUUCUCUCUCCCUGUACCUUCUCUCUCUCAAGAGAACGAGCGGGAUAUAAAGCUCUCACUGGAAAAUUUCUCUCUGUUUUUUUAGUGGUUCUGAGCACCUGCCUGUGUCAAAAUGAGUGACACUCUGCUGGAUGAUGGGUCCUUCAUGUUCACUUCGGAGUCUGUUGGAGAGGGACAUCCAGACAAGAUCUGUGAUCAGAUCAGUGAUGCUGUCCUGGAUGCUCACCUGAAGCAGGACCCAAAUGCCAAGGUCGCCUGUGAGACGGUUUGUAAGACUGGCAUGGUGCUGCUGUGUGGAGAGAUCACGUCCCGGGCCAAUGUAGACUACCAGAAGGUUGUCAGAGACACCAUACAACACAUCGGUUACGACAACUCAGACAAAGGUUUUGACUAUAAGACGUGUAAUGUGUUGGUGGCUCUGGAGCAGCAGAGUCCAGACAUCGCUCAGGGUGUCCACAUCGACAGGAAAGAGGAAGACAUGGGAGCUGGAGACCAGGGUCUGAUGUUUGGCUACGCUACUGACGAGACAGAGGAGUGCAUGCCUCUCACCAUCGUCCUGGCUCACAAACUCAAUUCCAAGAUGGCCGAACUCAGACGCAACGGAACCAUCCCCUGGCUCCGCCCCGACUCUAAAACACAAGUGACAGUACACUAUGAGCAGGAGCACGGAGCAGUGAUCCCUAUAAGGGUCCACACCGUGGUCAUCUCUGUUCAACACGAUGACUUCAUAGGCCUGGAGGAACAGAAGGAGGUGCUCAAGGAAAAGGUGAUCAAGGUAGUGGUUCCGGCUAAGUACCUGGAUGAUAAGACCAUCUACCAUCUUCAGCCCAGUGGACGCUUCGUCAUCGGAGGACCCCAGGGUGAUGCUGGAGUGACGGGUAGGAAGAUCAUCGUUGAUACGUACGGAGGCUGGGGGGCCCAUGGUGGGGGAGCUUUCUCUGGUAAAGACUUCUCCAAGGUGGAUCGCUCGGCUGCCUAUGCUGCCCGCUGGGUGGCCAAGUCCCUGGUCAAGGCCAAACUGUGCAGGAGGGUGCUGGUUCAGGUAUCCUACGCUAUCGGAGUGGCUCACCCUCUGUCCAUCUCCGUGUUCACCUACGGCUCGUCACAAAAGUCAGAGAGAGAGCUGCUGCAGAUCGUAAACAAGAACUUUGACCUACGACCUGGUGUCAUUGUCCGGGAACUGAACCUGAAGAGGCCAAUCUACCAGAAGACAGCGUGCUACGGCCACUUUGGCCGGAGUGAGUUUACCUGGGAAGUCCCCAAGGAGCUCAACUACUAAACAUCUCCCCCUGGUGGUCAAGUAUAAUAACAAACUCUUAAACACCCCCGUGGCCAAAUAUAUAACAAGCUCUUAAACAACAUAUAACGAUCCCUCCCAGAGAUAGAAAACAGGCCCCCUCUACAGGCUACAACCACAAAUGGUUCUGCUUUUUCAUUGGCUAGUAUUGAGGUUAAGGUUUAGGAUUAGGGUGAAGGUUAGUGCUAAACAGUAAUUUAUGUGAUUGUAGCCCAUAGAGGGGUUUGUUUGUUAAUGCUUCUUAUCUUGAAUAAGAGGGAUGCAACUUAUAGAGGGGAAUCUCUAUUCUCCCUCCCUCCCUCUCUCUCUCCUCCAUCUCUUUUUCUAUCACAUCAAACAUUUCAGUCAAGAGAGAGGAUGAACUCACUGUGAUUUUAAUCAGACAAUCCACACAUGUUAAUUCAGAUAAAAGGUGUCCUUUGUAUAGUGUCUCACUUGUGCCUUAGUAUCAAAACAAUGACAUGUUAGAAGUAUUACAUGUGCAGAAGUAUUUAUUCACACUCACUCUGGACAAAUAGUGAUUCCAUUGUCACUUCUGCUAUUAAACAAAGAAACAAAGAAACAAAUAAAGUUAAAUAUUGAAUAUAUAUAUAUAUAUAUAUAUAUAUAUAUAAAGCAGAGCAUUUAGCCUCAAAACUGUGAAUUCGUGAUGUGUGGUUGGACUCAUAACCAGCAGUCGGGUUUAGGGGCAUGAAAUACAGUAUUGUGUGGAUGAAGGGCGGGUGAGUGGCGGGCAGGUUGAAUAAAGACAAAACAGUGUUGUGUGGAUGAAGGGCGGGUGAGUGGCGGGCAGGUUGAAUAAAGACACAACAGUGUUGUGUGGAUGAAGGGCGGGUGAGUGGCGGGCAGGUUGAAUAAAGACACAACAGUGUUGUGUGGAUGAAGGGCGGGUGAGUGGCGGGCAGGUUGAAUAAAGACACAACAGUGUUGUGUGGAUGAAGGGCGGGUGAGUGGCGGGCAGGUUGAAUAAAGACACAACAGUGUUGUGUGGAUGAAGGGCGGGUGAGUGGCGGGCAGGUUGAAUAAAGACACAACAGUGUUGUGUGGAUGAAGGGCGGGUGAGUGGCGGGCAGGUUGAAUAAAGACAAAACAGUGCAUUCAAAUUCAUAAAUGUAUAAUUCUUGUGCAAUUCAUACCUAUGGGCUAUUUUUAUCUGGCGUUAGUGCGUAGCCUGAGCACCUAACUGUACUGUGCCCAAUACAUGCAAAUUCUCAAAUUAUUUUGGGAAUUUGGACAGAAAAAGUUUUGUCGAUCCACUGAGGCAAAAAAGGACAAUGUCGGAGUUUGGAACAUUUGGAAUUGGCCGGGUUCGGGAAGACUAAAAUAUCAGACUCCUAAAGCGUUUCACAAACCUGUUUUUUUCGGCGCAUGUGAUAAAAACCAUUUGAAUUGAUCUAAACUGGAAUACCAUUCCAGUAAAAGGUGCAAGAAGUCCAAGUAACAGAUUUAUUAGUUUCGAAAAAUGUUUGUUAUUUAUGAGUAGCAUAAGAUUAAUGAAUCAAUCAUCAAUUAAUGUACAUGCAAAAACAUCAUGAAAAAUGUGGACAGCAAGAUGGGAGUUUUAUUCAUAACAUUGCUAAUUUAGCUAGCUAACAUACAUUUUGAGAAAACAAGUUAUAUUAACUGGCUAGCUAGCAACGUUUGGUGGUCAAUGAGACUGAGAGCUAGGUAACCAGCUGAGCUAGCAAACAAUGUAACAAGUAUAAUUUCGGAUUUUAAAAAUACUCCAUCAAUGGGCUCUGCAUUUCAGGAAUCACAGUAGCAAAUACUCCUGGUGCACUAUUCAAUUAAUUAGCCAUUUAAACGUGACUUUUUUGAAGGAAACUCUGUUUGUGCCGUGGCCCUCACUGGCUUUCAUGUGAUUUGGGGUGCGUUUGUAAAUUCAAUCAGGAGUGCCAGAGUGCGCUCAGAGUGCCCUCAGGGAGUUCGUAAAUUCAGAGCGUUUCGCUCUCGCUGCGUUCAGAGCGGACACUGGGGACGAGGAGUAGGGUUGAUCGAGUGUUCUGUCCUAGCUUGCUAGCUACUUCCAGCCACAAACGAGAGAACAAAUCACUCUGACCAUUUCACUCGAACCUAGCAGAGCUGGUUAGGCUAUUUUCAUGUUAUCCAGAGCAUUGGUGACUAACUGCUGCGGGCUACAAUUUAAUUACGCAUUUUAUGCCGACGUUUACUGACACCGGCCACAUUCAACGGGUGUUGAGCGUUUGUAAAUUCAUCAGUUAUUCUGCGCUCUGGUACACCAGAGCUCUGAAACCAGAGUAGAUAGCCAGAAAUAAUGUAAGAACCUUAAACGUUGGAGGUCAGAACCUUAAACUUUGGCUGUCAGACUCGACGACAGUUACUCCCAUUGGAGCGCUGCGAUUGGUUGCCCAACAUUUUGGGGCGGGGCUUAGCUGAGGGUUAAUUGUGACGCUCGUCACUACUUUUCAAUGCUAUUUUAUGUUUAUUUAGAAAAAAUAUACAUGUAGUGAUGUCUUGUGUUUGUAUUGUAUUGUAAUUUGUAAUGUUAUAUAAAAAAAAAUGUAAAAAAAUAAAAUAAAAAAUAUAUAAAUAUAUAUAUAAUAUAAUAAUAAUAAUAUAAUAUAAAUAAAAUAAAAAAACGAUUACAAAAAAUGUAUAAAAAAAUAUAAAAAACGAUAUUAGCCCCUCCACUCUGUCCAUAUCACCUAAAGAUGGUGCUAUAAAUCCUGUAUUGGUAGUCAUCCUUAAUCAAAGCGGAAUAUGUAUCUGCAGGUUCAAACCACAUCCUUCAAUCAACCAAAUAUUAGAAGGGAGAUCACCCUCUAACUUGGUUUUCGGAUUCAGUUACAACUCUUAUCUUUGCUCUGUAUCAAACUGGUUUAUAUUAUAUGUAGCUUUGUAAAGAUCAAAUUCACAAAUGUCUUAAUUUUGUAAUUAUAUCAUCGAUACUGAAGGGCAGUUUUUACAAUGCACUACUACACAACACCAACAACAGGUAUGUAGGACGACACAGGUCUCUUAUCCCAGGGAGAUCUUGGGCUGUAUACGGUACCUCUUACCAGUGUGUUACAGUUGACCAAAUCUAGCAGUAGACAUAGUUUUGAAUAAUAAGGCUUUAUAACCACUUAUAAGGCAUCAUAAGGAUGCUUAAUAACUGUCCAUAAGACCUUAUAAUGCUUUAUGAUGUGUCUAUGAACCCCUGCUCAGUCCUGUUUGACAAUGCUUUUUGUAUCUUCAUCUGUAGUCUAGAGCUACUGUAGAGCUGCUGCUGGGAUCUAGCUGUAAACAAUAUUAGCUGCCUUGAACCAAUGAACUGUUCUCAUCUCUGAUGGCUGAUAAGGUUUGAUGUAUUUAGUAUUCUGACUUGAUUGUGAGUUAAUUGUUGUGAUUAUUUUGCUAUAGGCAUAAAUAGUCUAUGAAUAAAUUGCCAAAGUGCAUGCAGCCAA